Molecule: messenger RNA, 1137 nt
Organism: Dermatophagoides farinae (American house dust mite)
Lineage: Eukaryota; Metazoa; Arthropoda; Arachnida; Sarcoptiformes; Pyroglyphidae
Biological process (GO): regulation of transcription by RNA polymerase II; developmental process
Molecular function (GO): DNA-binding transcription factor activity, RNA polymerase II-specific; protein dimerization activity; RNA polymerase II transcription regulatory region sequence-specific DNA binding
Source: RefSeq, a predicted model, not a curated record
AUGAAUAAUAUUACCACUACAACUGCUGCUAAUGUUGUUGUUACUCCUUCGGCUGUAUUAUCAUCAUCAUCACCACCAUCAUCAUCAUCAUCAUCACCAUCUUCAUCGACAACAACAACAACAACAACAACAAUGUCACCAUCAAUAUCCGGUGAGAAUGAAAUAAUGAUGAUGGAAAAUAAAACAAAAACAACAACAACAACAAAUAAUCGUGGUAAACGUAAUAAAUCCGGUAAAUUAGAUCAUCAUAAUGAUGAUGAUGAUAUGAAUAUGAAUAAUGAAGAAAAAAUUCCUGAUCAAUCAACAACAGCAACAACAACAACAAAAUCACCGAAACCAUCGUCGAUAAAACGAUCAAAAUUAUCGAUUAUUGAUCAAUCAGAUUUAUUGGCCACUGAAGAAACAUCAACAAUAAUGACAACAGCAGUGAAUGAAGAUGAAAUUGGUAUAAGUGGUGGUGGUGGUGGCGGCGGCGGCGGUGUUUCAAGUGGCGAUGAUUGUUGUUCCAAUAAAAGCACAAAUCAAUUACAAGAUCCAAAUUCAAUGAUUAAUACGCAGAAUUCAAGUGUACGUGAACGUAAACGAAUGUUGAGCAUAAAUUCGGCAUUCGAAGAGCUACGAUUACAUGUGCCAACAUUUCCAUUUGAAAAACGUCUUUCGAAAAUUGAUACAUUACGUUUAGCCAUUGCAUAUAUUGCAUUAUUAAAAGAGAUACUUGUAUCAGAAUUGGAUCCAAUUACCUAUAUUGAAAAAUGUUUACGUGGUGAAUUAAAAGGUGAACAUACCGCUGAUUGGAAUACUAGUGAUUUAACAGCCAGACUUUCAUGGAUUAAUUGGGAAAAUCUUGGAAUUAAUAUUCAACAACGUAAUCCGAUGGGUGCAUUUUCACCAUUCGUACGUACACCGCAUUCAAUUACAUCGAUUCCAUCGUCAUCAACAUCAACAUCGAAUCAUCAAUCGAUGACAAUGAUAAUGAUGAAUCAAUCAAAUGAAUUGGGAAUUGUUCCAUCAUCAUCAUCAUCAACAACAGCAACAACAUUGACCCCUGUUGAUGAUUAUUAUACAACCAGCGGUGCAAUCUAUGCAAACCAUCAUCAUCAUCAUCAUCAUCGUUGAUUAAACACACAAACACACAUG